Saxophila tyrrhenica is the source of this 885-nucleotide messenger RNA. RefSeq lists its product as uncharacterized. The record is from RefSeq and is a predicted model, not a curated record. The coding region runs from base 1 to 885 and encodes 294 amino acids. Lineage: Eukaryota; Fungi; Ascomycota; Dothideomycetes; Mycosphaerellales; Extremaceae. The transcript is spliced from 2 exons.
AUGACACUUCCAACCUCAAACCCCCACCAUCCAGCAUCGACUCCCAUCGUGACACCGACAACUCACCCUCAUCUCCUCAUCCGCUCAGGCUUCGGCAAGAUCUGCGCCUUCGAGAACGGCAACCCACAACUCCCCCUCGGCUGCCUCCCAGGCUACGACUGCACACAUGAUGGCGCGGCGAGCGUGAGCGGGUGCUGUGCGACUGCUGCAGCAGCUGGGAAGUGCAUGCUAGAGACCACGCCUGCCGAGGGCGCAUACUUGGUAUAUCUCCGUCUGAACGCUUGCACUGGUGAGAGAACUGACGCCAGCAGUGAUGAAGCAGAGCCGUACUGCACGACUGCGUACUUUGUGGACGGGUACGCCAUGUUCACUUGUGGAGCUGGAGAGGGGCGGGCACAGGUCUCUGCGUUCUACCACAUGUCGUCGUCCAGCAUCGGUAGGCAGCAACAGCCGUAUGCAUCGUCGGGGGUAGCAUCUGAACAACCUGACGCCGUAGAUAGUGACGGCGGAAGUACCAGCAAGAGCAGCUCGUCGGCACCCAUCGGUGCGAUCGUGGGAGGCGUGGUUGGCGGCGCUGCCGUCCUGCUCAUCACCAUAUCUCUGGUGUGGUUCGUGUUGCAAAAGAGAAGGAAGGACAGAUCGGCGACUGCAGCGAGAUCUGGUUCAAGUGGCUCACCCAACUCCCUGGACACUGCGGAUCAAGUUCAACAUGUCGUGUACGAAAAGCAAGGCCUCGGAUAUUCGGAAAUGGCAGCGCGACCAGCUGAGAUGUUUGAUGGAAGAGCCAGGUAUGCCCACGAAGCGCCGCUGGUGCCAGCAGAUCCCACGUCGGUCGGUCGAAGCGAGUUGCCUGCGGAGAGAGAUAGUAGAUACGAGCUGAUAUAG